AGAAUAUGCAUGAAAAAUGCGUAGAAAAAUUAAUUAAUUUUAUCACACAAGAGUGUAUAUUCGUAUAAUUGACUGAUUCAUAUUCAUUUAUGUGUUAUAAUGUAUAAAUAUGUAUAUAUAUCCUGUUAUGCAAGUUCAUCCAGAGAGAACUUUAAUCUUUGACGAUGCAGACUUAUUUGCUAGCGUUUUUUUUAUCGUCUGCAAUAAAAAUUAUGAUAUUAAAAGACGAGAGAGAUGAUAAUAAAACGCGAUGAUUCAAGUUCACUUAUGUAUAUACAUUAUCUUCAUUAUAUAUCAAGAUUGAUAAGAAUGUACAUAGAAUUAAAGUAAUGACAUAAGACGUAUUCUCAGAACUGACAAGUGUAUAAAAAGUACAGAAUAUACAAGACUAUUGCGAGGAGCGCAAUGAUUCAUCAGAUAGGUUACAUAUAUAAGAAUCAUAUAUGUGUGUAUGUACACAUGUGAUAUGUACAUACAAUGUACAAAUAUAUGUUCUGCGCGAAAAGGAACGACUAAAGAAGACAUAAAAAUAUAAAAAGCCAACAUACAAUGCUCAUUAAUAUACAUUUAUGUGUGUAUUAGCCUUAAGUAUGUUUAUUUGUGAGUUGGAUCAUGCGCACGAAUAGUUUUGUCCAUUCUUACUGUCAUAACAUGUCAUAUAAACAGCAGUGUACUAAUAAACAUCAGACUUUAGUCGAAAAAAAAUGAAAAAAUACAGUGGCUGAACACAUACGAGCAAAAUUAAAAAUAAAAAUUAUUACAGCAAGACCUAUUAAUUAUUCGUUAAGAAAGAGAGAGAAACGGACUGUAAUUACUUGUGUUAUAGGUUAAAUUUGGAUUAUAGAAGAAAAAAAGGAGAAAUAUCGAAUAUAUGCACCUCCAGACACUCAAAAUGACAUUACCUGGAAUCGGAGUAUUUGGUACAGGAAGUAUCGUCAGGAUCAUUAUACCUUUCCUGAGAGAAAAGGGCUUCAGAAUUGAAGCUAUAUGGGGUCGCACAUUAGCAGAGGUUUCCAAAGUGGCGAGCGAUCUCGAAAUACCAUUUCACACCAGUCGUAUAGAUGAUGUUCUCUUAAGAAAGGACGUAGAUUUAAUCUUCAUCAUGUGUUCGCCAAGCUUGCAUUCACAGAUCGCUGUUAAAGCCCUGGGUAUUGGGAAGCAUGUUGUAUGCGAUAAACCAGCAGGCUUGAGCCAGAGUGAGGCCUUGAAGAUGGUACGAGCUGCGCAGUAUUAUCCCUCGUUGAUCAGCAUAGUUAAUCACAGUUUAAGAUUCUUGCCUGCCUUUGUCCAUAUGAAGAAGGCAUUAGAAGAUGGAUAUUUAGCUGGACCUGUAACCGUUAUAGAAGUGAGAGUACAUAUGGGAAGUUUACUACAUAAUGGAUAUGAUUGGCUAUGUGAUGAUACAAUGGGUGGAGGAAUCUUGGCGUUAGUGGGCAGUCAUGUUAUUGAUUUGAUCUUUCAUUUGAUGGGUCAACGAGCUUCAAAAGUGCAUGCUGUUGUAAGAACAUUUACUCAAACAACCAGAUACAUUAAUGGGAUCAGGCAUAUCACAUCGCCAGAUUUCUGUAGUUUUCAAAUGGAGUUAAGUAGCGGUACCUUGGUAACAGCUACUCUGAGUAAUCACUUGCAAGGUCAGCUUUCUCAAGAAGUACUGAUAUGCGGUGGUGGAAAUCAUUUGGUUGUGCGUGGCGGAGAUUUAUAUGGAUGUCGAGGUGGACAGGAGGAGAUCUUGUAUCGUGAUAUGGAAGAUUUACAUGAAAUAUCCUUGCCAAUUGCUGAUUCCAUUCCAAGGCCUUACAUCAAAGGACUUAGAAAAAUGAUUGCGGCAUUAAGGGAAGCCUUUCAAUCUGUGGAAGAUAAAAGAGGCUGGAUUAAAGAGCCAGUGUUUUCUGCUUCUACAUUUGAAGAUGGUUUAUAUGUGCAAGCAGUUAUUGAUGCGCUACGACAAAGUAACAAACAGCGUGAAUGGGCCAAAGUUAACAUCUUGACGGAAGAACCAGAUCCAAAUCCUUUAUUGAGCGCUGCUGUCAGAGCUACAGCUAUUUCAAUAUAAAAGUCUGUUUUGCUAAAAUUUAUUAUUGUCAACGAAAAGAUCUGCUAUAAUACUUUGCAUUUUAGAGACUGUGCAUUGAUUAAUUGUGCAAAAUAAUAUUUAAAGCAGCUAUGUCACCAAUUUUUAUUUUGCUAAUGUGUAAUCUAUAAUUACUUAAGUAAUUAUGUCUCAUUUAUUCCUGUAAAAAAGACUAAUAUGUCAUAGUUUAUCUCUAAUGUACAUAUACAUAUAUGAAACUAUUUGUAUUUAUAAACACUGGUUGUGCUUAUAAAAU
Molecule: messenger RNA, 2327 nt
Organism: Nylanderia fulva
Lineage: Eukaryota; Metazoa; Arthropoda; Insecta; Hymenoptera; Formicidae
Product: glucose-fructose oxidoreductase domain-containing protein 2
Molecular function (GO): nucleotide binding
Source: RefSeq, a predicted model, not a curated record